GAACAGCUAUGUGCGAGUGAGUGUGAAAAUCAUGCAAAGAAGAAUACAGCUACGACAUUUCUUGAAAAACGAUAGAUCGACGUGAAAAAUUACUCGAAUCUUUAUUUUUGAAAAUUGGCCAUAAGCUGGAUAGAAAUUGGCUGUUCAAUUCGAGUGCCAAUAGCUGAAGGAAAAAGUGAAGCGACCGAAGCGACACGCACCGAAAGUCGUCAGCAGUGCAUAUAGAAAGAAAAAGGAAGUGUUCGAAUAGAGAAAGUCACCGGCGGUCAGGAAAUUCGGAAAAUUCGAAAAACCUAACCCUGGAUGAAAAACUGGAUCAAAGUGAAGGAAGUUGAUGUUUUGGCAGACCUGAAAACAACGCUUCCAAAUAUACCGAAUUAUUUGAACUCGGAAAAAAUCUAAGGGAUUGGACAGACACAUAUACAGCAUUCGAUUGGUUAGCAUUGAUCCGCCCAGGUCCUUCAACUUGAAAUACAAUCGUAAACACCAUGGAUAACGACGGACUAUCAAACGAGCAAAUGGAGAAGGUUCUGCAGUUUCAAGACAUCACCGGAUUGGAUGAUAUAAACGUAUGCCGUGACAUCCUCAUACGGCAUCAGUGGGACCUCGAGGUGGCAUUUCAGGAGCAUUUAAAUAUACGCGAAGGGCGUCCAUCUGCUUAUGCAACCGAAUCCCGUGCACCUCAGGUUGUUAAUGAUCGUUUCCUACAGCAUGUGUUUUCUGCUCAGAGAGGACCCAACGUGCCAGUGCCUAGUGGACUCGGCGGGAUGAUCGGCUUCGUUGUCAAUUACGUGUUCAACUUUUGCUACAGCACCUUUUCAUCAAUAAUGACCGCUUUUCUUAGGUUGUUCAAAAGCCAAGAACGGAUUGUUACAGAUCCCCUGGGAGAUGUGUUAAAUUUUAUCCGGCAUUACAAUGAAAAAUUUCCAGAUCACCCAGUCUUUUACCAGGGUACAUACGCUCAAGCAUUGAAUGAUGCUAAGCGAGAGCUCAAAUUCCUACUAGUCUAUUUGCAUUCCGAAUCUAGCAAUGAGGCGACCCAGUUUUGCCGAGAAACGCUUUCGAAUGAUCAGGUCAUCGAAUACGUCAACAGGCGGAUGUUGUUUUGGGCCUGCGAUAUCGCUGCUCCAGAGGGCUAUCGCGUGUCCCACUCGAUAAAUGCACGAACCUAUCCGGUGCUAGUAUUGAUUGCGUUAAGAGCAAACAAAAUGGUUAUCAUGGGUCGUAUGGAAGGGUAUUGCACCGCCGAAGAGUUGAUACGACGCAUGGAAACGGUAGUUAAUGACAAUGAAGUAUGGCUGAAUCAGGCUCGUCAUGAUCGACUGGAGCGAGAUCUCACCCAAACUCUACGCCAGCAGCAAGACGAAGCAUACCAAAUGUCUCUUCGCGCUGACCAGGAAAAGCAACGCCGGAAGCAGGAAGAACGGGAAGAAGCCCUCCGUGCACAGCAAGCCAUAGAGGCGGAACUGUUGGCCGAGCAACAGCGAUUAGAAGAUUUGGAGCGAUUAAAAUUGGAAUUGGCUUCCGAAGUGCCUUCCGAACCAGAACCAGGAGCAUCCGGCACAAUCAGCAUAGUCUUCAAAUUACCUAGUGGCCUGCGGUUAGAGCGAAGAUUUCUGUCGUCCCACACCCUUAAGGACAUUCACAAUUUCAUCUUCUGCCAUCCUGAAGCGCCAGAUUCCUUCGAAAUUACCACCAACUUUCCGAAGCGCGUGCUCCAAUGUAAUGCCAAAGACGAAGAAAACAACCCCAGCGGAGAUAAAACUUCAGGCUCACUUUCAUUGCUAGAAUCAGGGCUGAAGAAUCGCGAGGUUCUGUUUGUGGCAGAUCUAGAUGCAUAGGCACAUGUAGAAGGACGAUUUGCGAAAAUAUUCGCAUCGAAGCUGCUAGUGGUCGGUACGAAUGCGUGAGUGUGUGAGGUCAAAUUAUACAGAUUUAAACAGCGGAGCGAAUGAUGGGACCUUGAAAAUAUGUACGUUGUUGAAAUGGUUUUCUUGUAAUCCCCCUCAAAACAAGGAAUAUUUUCCUAGGUUCUAAUAAUCGUCUUUUCAAAAAGCAAAUAAUAACUUUAAAAGUAUACACACUAAUGCUGGUUAUGUGGCAUAAUAAUCACACACACACGAACAUUGAUUGUGAAUACAUAACUGUGAACACUGAAAACCUAAUUAUGAUGUGAUGCAUUCUCUAUAUUCCAUUUUGAGAUGAAGUCCUCGAAUGCUUAUGAAAGAAAUGUUUUCAUCAAGUAACAACACUGCGAAAAAAAUGUGAAAAGAGUCCCUUUAUUUUCCUAAAAGAUCAGAACUUCAAGAAAAACUCAACACGUCAUAAGUCUUAUUUUUACUUAGUAAAAGCAAACCUUAUUCAUUGUGAACAAUAAGAUACGAUACUAUGAUUUGUUAUAUUUUUGAAAUAAUUUCCUUAUUUUAACUUAUUUAAGAGAACAAUAAAGCUAUUCUUGGAUUUUGUGUGCAAACAGUAUCAUAGAUAUUCUUGUUUACAACAUUAAAAACAUUGAAAAAUUCUCCCUUGUGAUGUAAAGUGAAUGCUAGUACGAUCAUUUGUAUACUUAAUCCAGAAUUGUCAUGUGAA
Messenger RNA from Uranotaenia lowii, 2589 nucleotides. It is a transcript of the gene Faf2, whose product is annotated as FAS-associated factor 2. Gene Ontology annotation, cellular component: endoplasmic reticulum. The record is from RefSeq and is a predicted model, not a curated record. NCBI's taxonomy places the organism in Eukaryota, Metazoa, Arthropoda, Insecta, Diptera, Culicidae. Gene Ontology annotation, molecular function: ubiquitin binding. The coding region runs from base 489 to 1841 and encodes 450 amino acids. The transcript is spliced from 5 exons.